Maniola jurtina (meadow brown) is the source of this 1982-nucleotide messenger RNA. RefSeq lists its product as uncharacterized. The transcript has 5 exons. The record is from RefSeq and is a predicted model, not a curated record. The coding region runs from base 195 to 1214 and encodes 339 amino acids. Lineage: Eukaryota; Metazoa; Arthropoda; Insecta; Lepidoptera; Nymphalidae.
AAAGUACUUUUUACAUACGGAUUACGGGUGUCGCUGUAAAUAUUUGUACCUACUCUUAGGAAAAUUAAUGGUUCUAAUUUCUAAGCUUUUUAAUUUUUUGUGUACUACCUAUUAUUUUAACGUUCAAAUCUCAUUCCAAGUUUUGUUCCUAUUUACACCCCGAUUCUUAUUUACCCCGUUUUACUGUAUUGACAAUGGGUGAUCAAUAUGAAUUCUCAACUCUGCCUCAUCACCAGCUACGAUUUUUCAAAAUAUCCAGUGGUGCUAUUGCAUUCAGUAUAAAAGGUGAAAGACAGUCGGUACACAGAAUGAGUAGUCAAAGACGCGCAGCGGUGGGGCUUGCUGUGAGACCAGGCAAAACCUGUGACUAUUGGAUUGUGAUAGCACCAAAUAAGUGUUGGUUAGAAAAGGAUGCAGCUCGUGUGGGUAACAUUAGACAAGUACCUGAUAUGGUGACUGGAAGAGAAUACAACAAGUUCUGGAUUUCCUGGCAUAAAGCUCGGUUACAAUUUGGUCGCACCAGUGAUGGAAUUCCACUCAUAUCAAAGCGAAUGCUUGUGCAAGACAUACAAUAUGUUACAUUUACUAUCUUUGGUGACAGAGGACAUUUACAAUGGAAAAUAUAUUUGCCGCCAAAACUAGAAAAACCCAUUUUGAAGAAUGUGACAGGAGGUGAAUUGAAGUGGGUGGAAGCAGAACAAAACGGUAAACUUCCUCAUGGAGCUUUGAUUGGAGGAUAUGAAAAUGAGAUACUGUAUAUAAUAAGGGCUAAACAUGAACGGUCGUUGGUCCCUGGCAAAUAUGUACCGUCUCACGGAUUAGGCUACAUUUCAUGGAUUAACAUGCCUGAGAAGAAGAAAUUUGAGGUCCUAUGUGGCUACAAUUGUAUUUGGGUACCAACAUGCAACAAAGGUAUACCACUAGGCGCAGUAGAGGGUGGAUAUGACGGAUAUAAUCGUGAAACACUUUACGUUGGCCGUGCACUUAUCGAAGAUAAUCUAAUUCCUGGAAAAGUACAAACAUCACAAGUUGCUUGUGUUGUACCUUAUAAAAUGGCAGAUGUUCCCAAAUAUGAAUAUGAAAUUUUGGUUGAUCCAAUGGUAUAUUCAAAUUCAUGCCUUCUACCUCUUACACCCCAAAUGUUAAAAAAUUGUUCAAUGUUUGAACCUAUGGAAAUAGACUCAGAGGAACAUAGUUCAGAUUCAGAAGUGUAGAAGAGGGAGAUGAACUGGCAAAAUAUAGAAAAGAGAAGAGAAAAUGACUGAAGUAAUUCACAAUGCUGGGUUUAGAAAUGAGCCCCAGGACAAGAUAGAAUUUUCAGAACACUUACAAGUAUUAGUAGCAAAAUCCACGAGUAUGAAAGAUGUGCCUUAUUCAUUACAUAUUGAAUACAAACAUACCAUUCAAACAAAAAAAGGAGUAUAGGAGACUCACAGCUUGAAUGCUCUGAGGUCUCACAGUGCGCUCGAACGCAUAGUGUAUGAGACCUCAUAGUACUGUGGUUGUUUGUGAAUACGGGUAUUAGUAUUAAAUAUAGAGAUGUAUCAGAGAAAAGCGGCAGGAGCAGAGUAUACAUCCGCGCUGUCCGCGUAUUCCUUUCGUCGUGAAUUUUUUUCAAAUUUAAGACUUCUUGGUAUUAAAUAUAAAAUAAAUAUUUUGCAAUUGUUAUUGAACUUAUGUUCAAGUGUAAAGGUUUAUAUUAAGCUGAAGUUGUUGGUAUUAUAAUAUUUUUUUACAUUAAUUCAUAAUAAAACAGUAUCUAGAUGUGUAUAAAUGUGUGCAAAACUGGCCACUUGAGCGAUGACAUGUUAUUCAUGACCUGUCACCUUUAGUACCUAAUAUUUAAUUAAUAAUAUAUCAAUGAGUUUAAUAGUAAUCAAGGUUUUGGAAAAAAUAACAUCACAAGGUUUUAUGUUGGCAAAGGUUUAUUUUGUAUAAAAAGCUGUUUGUUUAAGUAUAUCAUGUGCCAUAAAGCAUUUAUU